AUGGCCGAUCAGCUCACUGAUGACCAGAUCUCCGAGUUCAAGGAAGCUUUCAGCCUCUUCGAUAAGGACGGCGAUGGCUGCAUCACUACUAAGGAGCUUGGGACCGUGAUGCGCUCAUUGGGCCAAAACCCAACUGAGGCAGAACUCCAGGACAUGAUAAACGAGGUCGAUGCUGAUGGAAAUGGUACCAUUGACUUCCCUGAGUUCCUCAACCUCAUGGCCCGCAAGAUGAAGGAUACUGAUUCUGAGGAGGAGCUCAAGGAAGCUUUUAGAGUUUUUGAUAAGGACCAGAAUGGCUUCAUUUCUGCCGCUGAGCUGCGCCAUGUCAUGACAAAUCUUGGGGAGAAGCUUACAGAUGAGGAAGUUGAUGAGAUGAUCCGUGAGGCUGAUGUCGACGGCGAUGGCCAGAUCAACUAUGAAGAAUUUGUCAAAGUCAUGAUGGCCAAGUGA
This is a messenger RNA of Dovyalis caffra, 450 nucleotides long. Lineage: Eukaryota; Viridiplantae; Streptophyta; Magnoliopsida; Malpighiales; Salicaceae. The record is from the annotation of a GenBank genome assembly.